CAAAAUAAUUUUCCUCUAAUAAUACACCAGUUCCAUAUUUGUGAAGUGUUCGAUUUUUAAAAAAGAAGCGAAAGGUCGUAUUUUUUCAACUGUAAAGUAGUUAUCUAAUUUUCGAAUAUUUACUGAUUUUCUUAUUAAUUAUUACUAUACAACUUUUCUCAUUAAAUAUCAGUUUGUGUUCAAGUAGUUAUUAAUGUCCUCGUAAGUUUGAAUCCUUGAAAUACGUCCCUGGGCGUAACCUUCUCGUUUUCGGGUUGAAGGCUGUGCGAAAAUGAUAUUUUUUAAUCCUUACUGAAACGUAGUGUAUAAAUAAUUGGUGAAUAAUGGCUGAAGAGGAAGUUCUUUUCGAUGAUGUGUACGAACUUUGUGAAAUUAUUGGAAAAGGACCAUUUAGUCUUGUUCGACGCUGUGUUCACCGACAGACUGGUCAACAGUUUGCGGUGAAGAUUGUUGAUGUAGCACGGUUCACAGCAAGCCCAGGAUUGAGUACUGCUGACUUGAAACGUGAAGCUACAAUAUGUCACAUGCUAAAGCAUCCUCAUAUUGUGGAGCUGUUAGAGACAUACAGCUCGGAAGGCAUGCUUUACAUGGUCUUUGAAUAUAUGGAUGGAUCUGAUCUCUGCUUUGAAGUUGUGAGAAGAGCAACGGCUGGAUUUGUGUACAGUGAAGCUGUGGCAUGUCAUUACAUGCGUCAAAUACUAGAAGCACUCCGCUACUGUCACGAGAAUGACAUAGUGCAUAGAGAUGUGCGGCCUCACUGUGUGCUCCUCGCUGGUAGAGAUAACUGUGCUCCGGUGAAACUCGGGGGCUUUGGAGUGGCUGCUCAAUUGCCUACGCCCACUGCUCAUAGGGCUCCACCUGAGCUGGUGAUGGACAAUCGGCCCCUAGUGGGUCCCAUGGGCCAAGCCUAUCUCAAAUCAGAUGAGUAUGGUCGCAUUGGCACACCACACUACAUGGCACCAGAAGUGGUGUCGAGCCAGUUGUACGGCAAGCCAGUCGAUGUGUGGGCGGCUGGGAUCCUGUUGCACGUGUUGCUAGUUGGCUAUCUGCCGUUUACUGGCACAAGGGAAAGGCUGUUUGAAGCCAUUUGUCGCGGGAGAUUGCGGUUUGAUGCUCCUCUAUGGGAUGACAUAAGCGAUGCAGCCAAAGACCUUGUUCAGCGUAUGUUGACAGUUGAUCAUACGCAACGAAUCAACAUACAAGAAGUUCUCAACCAUCGAUGGAUAAGAGAUCGCGACAAGCAGAACCGCAUCCACUUAGCUGGUACAGUGGAAGAGCUGAAGAAGUUCAACAGCCGUCGCCGUCUCCGAGCUGCUACUCUUGCUGCUGCGUCUGUUGAAGAUGAGGAGGAGGAGGAACAACCGGCCAGGAAACAGGCUCUGCUGGAAGAGGCUAAUGCUGCAGCGGUGAAUCUGAUAGUUGAAUCUCUGGACGAUGUUGCCGUGUUGCAAGAUGGACCGCUUUUCAUGGAUCCAGAUUUGUUCCAUACUGUUCUUGAUGAUCUGCAGCUUCGCGCUUUAUUAGAGGUGUACGACCGCAUCGCGUGCACGGUGGUGGUGACGAGCGGGCGCGCGCCGGCCGCGGAGGGGCGGGCCCGCGCGCGCGCCGCGCUGGACGCCGCGCGCGCCCGCCCCGCGCCCGCGCCCGCCGGCACCGCGCCGCACACCGCCGCCGCGAUACACGACCUGCGCCGCGUGCUCGCCGCGCCGCACCUCAAGGCACUACUCCAAGCGCACGACGUGGUCGCGCGCGAGGUGUAUGGUGAGGAGUCGCUGCGUGCGUCCCCGCCGCCGGUCAACGGGCGAGCCGCGCAGCCCAGCGCUGAAGACGAGGAGGACACGGAGCCAGAGUUCGAGAACGUGACCAGGGUGCGACUCGUACAGUUCCAGAAGAACACCGAUGAGCCAAUGGGUAUUACCCUCAAAUUGGCGGACGACGGGCGCUGCAUAGUGGCCCGCAUCAUGCACGGCGGCAUGAUACACCGCCAGGCGACACUACACGUGGGAGAUGAGAUCAAGGAGAUCAACGGGACGCCCGUCGCCAACCAGUCGGUGGCGCAGCUGCAAAGGAUGCUGCGUGAAGCCAGAGGUUCUGUUACGUUCAAGAUAGUUCCAUCGUACCGCUCAGCUCCGCCACCUUGCGAGAUCUUCGUGAGAGCGCAAUUUGAUUACGAUCCAUUAGAGGAUGAACUCAUACCGUGCGCUCAAGCUGGAAUAGCUUUCAAUAUUGGCGACAUUCUACAGAUAAUAAGUAAAGACGAUUCCCAUUGGUGGCAAGCUCGUAAGGAUGCCUCUGGUGGUUCAGCCGGUCUCAUACCAAGCCCUGAACUACAGGAAUGGCGCGCGGCUUGUGCUGCCGCUGAAAAAUCUAACACUGACCAAGUUGGAGCUGACGGCUGCGUGUCUCAUACCGACGGAUGUGAGAACACAGUUAACUGCUCGAUAUUUGGACGCAAGAAAAAACAGUCGAAAGACAAAUAUCUCGCGAAACAUAACGCUGUUUUCGAUCAACUCGAUGUUGUGACUUAUGAAGAGGUCGUGAAGUUGCCUUCAUUCCAAAGAAAAACUAUAGUUCUAUUGGGCGCUCACGGCGUCGGUCGUCGACACAUAAAGAACACUCUCAUAGCUCGUCAUCCGGAUUUGUACGCCUACCCGAUACCACAUACAACUCGCCAACCCAGACCCGACGAAGAGAACGGCAGACAUUACUACUUCGUGACGCACGAUGAGAUGAUGGCAGAUAUCGCUGCUAACGAAUAUCUUGAAUACGGCACGCACGAGGACGCAAUGUACGGCACCAAACUGGAAACAAUUCGCCGCAUCCACUCGGAGCGUCGCAUCGCCAUACUGGACGUGGAGCCGCAAGCGCUCAAGAUCCUGCGCACGGCCGAGUUCGCGCCUUACGUCGUGUUCAUAGCUGCACCGCCCCUUAAUAACGUGGCUGAUUACGACGGAUCUCUAGAAGUCCUGGUCCGUGAAUCGGAACAACUCCGCCGCACAUACGGGCACUACUUCGACCUGAACGUCGUCAACAACGAUAUAGACGAUACACUGGCUUCACUGGAAGCAGCCCUAGCGAGGCUCAGGGCUUCGCCCCAGUGGGUGCCCGUCGCGUGGGUGUAUUGACAUACUGAUUGCAUGCUGUAAAAUGAUGUUGAUUGCAUGUAGUAAUGUGAGUGACAUGAAAUUACUACAUAAUGGUCAGAUUCGGGACGGUUUUUUAUGUUUUGGGUCUGUUUUGAGUAGCCAUUUUUAAGGAUACAGACUAUUUUCUCAUCCACCCAUUCACAUUGCAUAACGUAUAUAAAUUCGCCAGUUUUGUGACAGUCAAAGUGUUUAGAUCAAAUCUUGCUACUUUUAAAAGCGAGGGCAAUGCAAUACACUCGCCAUGUUACAAGCGGCGCUAGCGUGAUCCAAGGUGUCCAUGGCGUGGGUAAAUUGACCUUUCAGCUUCAGGGUUGUUUCGGUUAUUGAAGAUGGAUGGAGUCCUAUUGUCUUAAGAAAUCUUACCACUUCAUUGAAAACGUGCACGCAAUUGAGUAUAUUGACACACUGAUGUAAACCCUACUUUAAGUGAAUGUUUUGGGAGAGUUUUAAAUAUUUUUACCCCGAUAGGCACCCGACUAUAUAAUAUUAUUUGUAUAAUAUAAUCAAUAUUACAGACUAUAAUAUGAGUGAUUAUGUCCCGAAUCUGCACUAUUGCUGCCAAUAUGGUCAUGUAAUGGCAUCUUAAGCUACAAAUUUUCUACGGCACUAGCGAAAAAAAAAACAACAAAAAAUACUUAAGAAUUUGUGUCUAAUAUAUAAGGAUAUGGUAUUCACAGUAGAGUUUGUAGAACAUUCAAAACUCAGUGCCGUAGUUCAUUUGAUGCCAAAUUGUUGAAAUGGACUCAAUAAAAUAUUAUUAUUUGUAUUUAUUUUAGGGUACGUUCAUACAUACCAAAGACCUUCGGGACUUCUAAAUUAUUAUUUUUGUUGAUUCCAUUUUGACAAUUAAUAUAAAAAUUAAUACUUAACUUGAAUAUGCUCAAACUUAGAUACUUCGAUCCCAAGAAGGUUAUAUUAUAAUAUAAGAGCACGUAUCAUUUUGGAACACUUUUCUUGGAUAACAGUUAAGGCCUUGGUCAAAAUGAACGGUUUGCGGUUGUAGU
Messenger RNA from Colias croceus (clouded yellow), 4150 nucleotides. It is a transcript of the gene CASK, whose product is annotated as peripheral plasma membrane protein CASK. Gene Ontology annotation, biological process: protein phosphorylation; regulation of neurotransmitter secretion. The record is from RefSeq and is a predicted model, not a curated record. Gene Ontology annotation, cellular component: plasma membrane; cell-cell junction. The coding region runs from base 324 to 3125 and encodes 933 amino acids. Lineage: Eukaryota; Metazoa; Arthropoda; Insecta; Lepidoptera; Pieridae. Gene Ontology annotation, molecular function: ATP binding; signaling receptor binding; protein kinase activity. The transcript is spliced from 23 exons.